UAAAAAUCAAUCCCACCCACUUCAGAGCUUUAUAAAUAUUGCAACUGCAUCAACACACAGUACGAAAUUAUUGUGUGCAAUAAGAGAAAACUUGAAAGUACAAAGAAUGGCGUACUUAGAGUGUUUACUGUUUGUAGUUGGACUAACAAUCUGCACUGGAAGAGUAACAGGUCCACCUCAGAACGACAGAUCAGGGAAACAUGGUACAAUAGCUUUCUCAGUCGGGUUAACAAGCACCUUGCACAUGUCUUACUCCGAAACAAUUAUCUAUGAUAAAGUCUUUUCUAACUUCGGAGAUGGCUAUUCUAUUGACACCGGUGAGUUCACCGCUCCAGAUACAGGGGUAUAUGUGUUCCAUGCGCAUGCGUACAACUCUAACCAGGAUAAAGCAAUGUGGAUUGAGUUAGUUAAAAACAUUGAUUCAUUAGUAUCUGUCUCUGGUUAUAACAGUCACUCAACAGCCGGAAAUACCGUCAUUGUGAGUCUGCGCAAAGGGGAGACUGUUGCUGUAAGAGCAAGACCUGGACAAGAAUUUACUCUCUUUGGAAAAGCUGACCAAGUCUACACCACAUUUUCCGGAUAUCGCAUCGGAGAAAUCCCGUAUUCCGAUCCGGCAGCAAGUUUGUUCGGACGAUAAAGACAAAUCAAUGUAUCAGAUAUCAUAUAUUAGUUAAAAAAAAAGUAUCGUUUGGAUAAAUAUUUCGUUCAUUUAUAUAAAUCAAAUUUGUUUAGAGGUUUAACAUCUUUUAUCAUAAAGUUUCGGAAAAUUAUUUAGGAUUGUUAUUACGCUUCUUUUCAAGAAAUUAUUCUUAGAAAUUUUACAAAAAGUUUAUUCCCUUUCGAAAUAUGCAGUUUACCAAUGAAAAAAUUCAUUGAUUAAGAUAUAAUAAAAAAUGUUAAGGAUUUGAAAAAAAAGUAAAAUAAACUUACCAUAUUGUAUUUUUGUUGUUGCUUAUAUAUAUAU
Messenger RNA from Mytilus trossulus (common blue mussel), 964 nucleotides. RefSeq names its product complement C1q-like protein 4. The record is from RefSeq and is a predicted model, not a curated record. Lineage: Eukaryota; Metazoa; Mollusca; Bivalvia; Mytilida; Mytilidae. The transcript has 3 exons. Gene Ontology annotation, molecular function: protein binding. The coding region runs from base 107 to 637 and encodes 176 amino acids.